GAGGGCAGUGAGUUGCGGCGCUCGAUGGUGCUGCUGAAGUUUUCAAGAUGUCGUCGCUGGAGCAGAGACUCUCCCGAAUCGAGGAGAAACUCAAGCAGGAAAAUAAAGAAGCGCGCAAACGAAUCGACCUGAACAUCGACAUGAGCCCGCAGCGGUCGCGUCCCAGGCCAAUCAUCGUGAUCCAGCUCAGUCCAGCUCCAGCCCCCUCCCAGCGCGCAGCUCUACAGUUACCAUUGGCCAACGAUGGAGGAAGUCGCUCGUCUUCCUCAGAAAGCUCUCCUCAACACCCCUCGUACCCUAGCAGACCCCGACAAAUGCUUACGCUUCCCACCCCACCUUACAGCCUGCCGAAGAGCCUGGAGAAUGCUGAAAUUGAUCAGAAGCUGCAGGAAAUCAUGAAACAAACAGGAUAUCUGAAGAUUGACGGACAGCGUUACCCUGCAGAGGUGACGGAUCUGAUCAGUGAGGGGGAGAUCGGCAGUGGAACCUGUGGACAGGUGUUUAAAGUUCGCUUUAAGAAGACUGGCCAUGUCAUCGCAGUCAAGCAAAUGAGGAGGACGGGUAAUAAAGACGAGAAUAAGAGAAUCCUCAUGGAUCUGGAUGUUGUGUUGAAGAGUCAUGACUGUCCGUACAUCAUUCAGUGCUAUGGAGCAAUUGUCACCAAUACGGAUGUGUUCAUCGCCAUGGAACUAAUGGGGACGUGUGCAGAGAAGCUGAAGAAGCGGAUCCAGGGGCCCAUUCCAGAGGCCAUUCUGGGAAAGAUGACCGUGGCCAUCGUAAAGGCUCUGCUUUAUCUAAAAGAGAAACAUGGUGUCAUUCACCGAGACGUGAAGCCAUCUAAUAUCCUGUUGGAUGCCAAAGGUCAGAUCAAACUGUGUGAUUUUGGCAUUAGCGGCCGACUGGUAGAUUCUAAGGCCAAGACUCGCAGCGCCGGCUGUGCUGCCUACAUGGCGCCUGAGAGAAUAGACCCUCCAGACCCCAGUAAGCCAGACUAUGACAUCAGAGCUGACGUCUGGAGUCUUGGCAUUUCUCUGGUGGAGCUAGCCACGGGACAGUUUCCUUACAAGAACUGCAAGACAGACUUUGAGGUCCUCACCAAAGUUCUGCAAGAGGACCCGCCGGUCCUUCCUCUCGGCAUGGGCUUUUCCCCUGACUUUCAGUCCUUUGUCAAAGACUGCCUCACAAAGGAUCACAGAAAAAGGCCAAAAUACCACAAGCUGCUUGAACACAGUUUUAUCCGUCGUUAUGAGGUGUCAGAAGUAGACGUGGCGGGCUGGUUCCAGACGGUGAUGGAGCGCACAGAGUCUCCUCGCAGCAGCCAGUGCUUCAGCCAUCACCAGCUCCACUCUCUCUUCAGCAGGUAGCCAGACGGAGAACGAGAGAAACGGAGGGAUGCCGGGAGAGAAAGAAUGAUGCUAUUGUGAAAGGUUGAUUUAGAGACACAGAUGGACAGGUUUGAAAUAUAAAUUAUGUAAACGAGAGAGACAGGAUGGAGUGGAAAUGGACUGUUUGAGCGAUGGCUGAAACAAAAGAGAGAAUGUUCAUUUGGGAGUUUGACUGAUCGACAGACAAUCCUGGGCAGGUUUGAUAUAAAUCUGAAAUAUUUUUGUCCUUCUCAUCCACCCAUCGAACAGGAUGGACCAUUACAGGUUGCAGUCUUAACACGGUCACUGUGACACACGCGCACAUGCACAUUUACAGUAAUGCACUGUUUCACCAAACCACGAUCACUGACCGCCGUAUAAAGGUUAGCCACAAGAGUAAGCGUACAGUCCGUUCACUUCAAAAUCCAAAUCCACAUGUCAUAAAGUCCUCCGUAGCCCCUUACUCAGGGACUGAACAGAGUAGUCGAACAACACUGUGCAAUGGUGUGUGAGUGUGUGUGUGUGUGUGUGUGUGUUAUCCGUUUAUCAGUCCUAGCUCUUCACUUUCUUGUACGGUUUAAGCAAUUAGUGAGAUAAUAGCAGUGUGAUAUAUCAAAAACUAUGUUUUAUAGAAGUGUUCUUUUGCUAGCAAGCAUCAGCAGAUAUUUCAGUAAUUGUAACGUGUACUUAAAGAGUUAGUGAUUCUUAGUCGUAGAGCUUCUAAUCGUUGGUGUUUAGAUUGUUAUAACUAGUUUGGUCUGGAAUUUCAUGUAUUGAAGUAGAUGUAUUGGCUAAGAGAGAAGGUUGUAUAUUAAGAUAAAACUAGUGGUUGACCGAUAAGAUGAAGUGUGUAUCCCAAUUUAAUAUGCAGAGACAACUAUAAAUGACCAAUUUUUGUUUGUCUGAAAAACCUGACUCAGCGACAUUGGUUAAACCAAUGGUGUAAAUCUGCUUUGACUAAUGGCAGAUGGGGGAAAUGUUCAGGAAAACCUGUGUGAAAAUAUUAUAACAUUUUAAGUGUCAUCGGUAUUUGUGUAAUUCCGUUACGCUAGUCAUUCAGAAAUUACACACUUCACUUUCAUUGACCGAUGACGAUAUCUUGAAACAAUUCUGUUCAUCGGCCAAUUAAUCUCAAAAUGGCCAAAUAUUGGAUUAUGUAUCGGUCUAUCACUAGAUAAAACACAAAAAAAUUAGCCCAGAAUGUGUAAAGUUGUAUACAGUGCACACCUCAGGAAGACAAGUGUUAGAAAUGGGUAUUUUAACAAGAUUUAGCUGUGUUUCAGUCUUAGAGUGCGAGGAAGACACCGCAAUCAAGUCACCAAAAGCAUAAGAUGAGAGAUGUUGUCAUAGUCACUCAGAGUGGUGUUGAGAGACAAGCGGGUUUGUGCAGCGAGAGCGGUUCAUUUCGAGCGUUUCCUCCACAAGAACAAAAAAACAUUUCUGCUCUGAUUCACCCGACUCAUCAACCCAGACAACCGUUCUUCAUUUCAUUCUCUUCACUGUUCUCGUUUUCCCAUGAGCAUUUGAGUUCCCGCAAAACCAAAGCUUGUUUUUUUUUUUUGACACGGCACUGCUUUUUUUUUUCUUUCUGCCAAGCUGUUGUUCUCAGAGGAUUUCAGCACCUGCUCGUGGGUCGUGCCUGAAGAUGUUCAGCGACUUUCACAACCAAAGCUGUAGAGUUUGAGAGUCACUGCUUUAAAAAGCCAAAUCACUGCUAGACUGAGUGAGAAAGCGUGCGAGAAGAAAGAAAAUAUGACUAAACGAAUCAGCAGAGAGAUUUAGAUGGUAACGGUACGUUGAGACAGGAAGUAUGGUGUUAUAUAAGGGACUGAAGAAAGAGUAAUGAACGUAGCAGAGGAAAAUAGGAGGAAGGCAUAAAGAAAGUAUUAAAGAAAGUCUCCGGUGAAGUCUUACAGAAAGUAUCAGCUGAUUUUUAGAGACGGUAACAGGUGUUGGUUGUUUUCUAGAUUGCUAGCUGGACGUUGCAUAAAAGCUUUCAAUUGUUUUGAACCAAUGGUUAAUUAGUUUGUGUUGUUUUGCAUCGUACUGUUUUUCAUUAUCCUUGAAACUUUGUUUGCUAUUAUUAUUACUAUUAUUAUAUUUAUUUAUUAUCUUACUUGCUGCUAAUGUUUACUUUAGAUGCUGCUGUCAAUGAUCAUAUUCCCCAAAGGAAAAUCUUCUUUUUUUCUUUUUUUUCUGAACCAAAUGCAUAAAACACUGCAAUGUCUACACAUUUACCAAAUACGAAAAUAAUUACCUGUAAAAUGCAUGAUGUGAUCCUUUAAGAGGAAAAGAGAAAGCAAGCCAGGAAGUGAAGUAAAUAUAUAGACCUAUAUCUAUAUUUAUAUCAGCAUAGUUU
This is a messenger RNA of Sinocyclocheilus anshuiensis, 3723 nucleotides long. RefSeq names its product dual specificity mitogen-activated protein kinase kinase 7-like. Gene Ontology annotation, biological process: protein phosphorylation. The transcript is spliced from 12 exons. Gene Ontology annotation, molecular function: ATP binding; protein kinase activity. Lineage: Eukaryota; Metazoa; Chordata; Actinopteri; Cypriniformes; Cyprinidae. The record is from RefSeq and is a predicted model, not a curated record. The coding region runs from base 48 to 1364 and encodes 438 amino acids.